AUGGGUGAUUGGAAUAAUAUUAUAAAAAGAAAUAGACACUAUAUCAAAGCUAAUUAUAAAAUAAAGACCCAAGUUGAAAAUAACAGAUUACAACAACUUGGAUUAACAGAAAAUCUACAAACUCUAUUUCAACCAAUAUUAAAAAGUCAAGAAGAUAUUAAAAAGAGACUCGAGUCUCCUAUAGAACCCACACUUCAUAUAGAACCUCAUCACCCCGAACCGAUUGAAUAUGAUGAAGGAUUAUUAGAUUUAAUGAAUGGUGGGGAUGAUUUUGCUAAUGCCGAUUACAAGGAUUUUGUAGAUUACUCAAAAUUUCUACAUUUUAUAAGAAAAACGGGACCCGAAACAAAAAGAUUAAAAGAAGUUGAUCAAUAUAUAAGAGUUAUUAAUCAAGAUGAUGAACAUGCUGAAGACAAUCCAAUCAUACAAGAUAUAGACGAAUUCGAAGAUAUUGUAUCUGAACAUGAAAUAGACGAAUUGAAAGAGGAGAUAGCCAGAGAAAACAGUGGACAAGGUAUAACGUUUUUAUCCGACAACAACGAGGAACUACUUAAUAGAUUAGAAAUAAUAUUAGCAGCAAUGAAAGAAGGUCAUCGUUCAGACAGACAAUAUAAUGAAGUAAAUUGCAUAUUAAAAAGAUUCAUAGAGAAAGGUAUUAUAGAUAAAAAUGAUUAUAAAAACGUAAUUGAUAAGAUUAUCCAAUAA
This is a messenger RNA of Lottia gigantea (owl limpet), 705 nucleotides long. RefSeq lists its product as hypothetical. NCBI's taxonomy places the organism in Eukaryota, Metazoa, Mollusca, Gastropoda, Lottiidae. The record is from RefSeq and is a predicted model, not a curated record. Bases 1 to 705 code for a protein of 234 amino acids. The transcript is spliced from 2 exons.